AUAAAUGUAAUUUUCCAACAAUAUUGUGGUUUUCCCACCAUUAGCACCCUAAAAACAAAAAACUCGUUAUCUCGAUAAGGAAGCACUUGCGGACCCACGUAUUUUUGAAUUGACCUGAGGAACACGUAGAAAAAUGUUGUCCCUUAUUUCGACGGACACCCCGUAUAUCUCCAUCUCCCUCAUACGUGAACAUGCAACCCAUAAGGGAUGUGUCAACGUUUGUUCGGUAACCUCAAAGCCAUACGUUUAGUUGUGUGUCUGCGUAUCAAAAACUUUGUCCUUACGUAUGAGUGCCAAUCAAUCAUAUUUGUCAGAGUGACAACUUACUUUACAUCGGCGUGCAGUUCCAGUUGUAAUGUUAUCAAUCUUCAAUAUAAAAUUGUACAGUGCCCAGAAAUACGAUCAAUGGAGAAGGCCGACACUUCUUGCUAAUUUUAUUAGAGUAUUUCCAGGCAGAGAAUGAAAACAGCGGCCCCCUGUUACCCACUUCAUGCGUACUGGAGAGAGUUGCAGAUGCGCUGACUUAUCUUCAGUGCAGUGUUCUGCCCAUGGUACGGAGACUCGAUCUGUUUACUUAUUUCAUAUUUCGUUGAUGACAUAACCGCCAAGAACGGUGACUACAACUAUACUAUAGGCUAUUUAGCUACCAUCCUUACAUAAAAUAGGUUGUCAGACAAAGGCCAAAAUUACCAGUACAAUGCAAUGUCUGUGAUAUGUGGUAAGCUUAAAAUUUUAUUUCCGAUGUAUUAAGCGUGGAUUAUUCACUGAGCUAUAUAGAUUCUUUUUGUAACGAUACUUGAGAAUCUGGAAAUUCCUAUGAAUCCUACUAUUAUCUUUGAAUACUCAUGUGCUGAUGUAGAAAAAGAGGCGUGGCCUAAUUCCAUAAGGUCGUCCUAUCCCAGACACCUCGUGAACGUACGUAACCUAAAAUUCUUUUUGUCAACAGUGGGAGUGCGUUUUUAAAUACAAUUUUUAGAUGAAUAUGGAAAAUCACUAGAAUUCUGAAGAAUAAAGCAAUAUUUGUUACAAAUAUGGGUGACGACAAGUCUAAUGAAGGUGUUAAACCAAUAAAAAUGUCGAUGACUGACGAGGAAAGGAUGGCACUAGCUGCAAAGCUGGAUAAGGAACUCGAUGAAUUUAUUGAAAAACUUCCUCGAAAGAAAUACGAAGAUGGGUGGCCUGAAGAUCGUUGGGAAGAGGAAAUGGCAAGACAUCCUUUUUUCAUGAAAGAGCCCCUAAGCCAGGAGAUGAAGUUCAUCCAUUAUUUGAAGGUUUACAGAAAUUAAAAUAUGAUCCUGAAGAAAAUAAACCUGAAGGUGUGGCAUACUCAAGCUAGCUCUGAAUUAUAAGGAAGAUGGUAAUUACAAUUUCAAAUAUAAAAACUACAGACUAGCUGUUAUAGCUUAUACAGAAGGACUUAAAGUAAAAUGUGGAAAUCCCGAUAUAGAUGCGACAUUAUUGAAUAAUAGAGCUGCUGCACAUUAUUUUCUAAAAAAUUACAGGUCAGCUUUGAAGGAUUGUGAAUUAGCCCUUAAGUUAAAAACAAAUUAUGACAAAGCUAUUAAAAGAGCUGCUCAAUGUUGUUAUGAGAUGAAGCAGUACAACAAAGCAAUACAUUAUUGUGAUACAAUUCUAGAAAAUGAGAAAGAUAACAAAACAUUAUUGGAGUUUAGGAAAAAGUGUGCGAGUUUAGCAAAAGAUAUUGAGCAGAGUGAGAGGAAGAAACAGUUUUUUGCAAAGAAAAAACAAAUGGAAGAGGAUAAUUUAGUAAAAGAGAUUCUUAAAAGGGGUUAUAAACUAGAAGGAGAUGAUCUUUCUCUGGAAAAACUGGAACCAUGUUUUCCUCAGCUAAUCCAUAAUAGGGUCAACUUGGAUGAAUAUAACCAUCUAAUAUGGCCAGUUGUAUUCAUUUACCCUGAGUAUAAAAUUAUGGAUUAUAUUCAAGAAUUUCAUGAGAAUACUAUAUUCUGGGACCAGAUAUUACAAGUAUUUGAAACAUACCCUGAGUGGGAUGAGAAACAUCAGUACAAAGCUGAAAAUUUGAAUGUCUACUUUGAAACAGCUAAGAAGAAACUUGUACAAACUGAUGUUAAUUCAACAUUAAAACAAAUUUUGAAUUUGCCAGGGUAUGUUAUACGAGGAGGAACUCCAUCAUUUAUGAUCUUAGUUAGAGACAGCCCAGCAGAGAAAAGACUUUUAAAAGAAUAUGAGUCAUAGUAUAUUGAUAGGGGCACCCACAUAUUAUGAAUAAUUAUGUGCAUAUGUUUUUAUAAUUUGAAAAUAAAUAAGGUUACAGUUACUCUGUAAUUAUUUAAGAAGAAAAUUUACUAUGACCUUUAAUAUGAGCAAAAUAAGAGAAAAAAUUACAAGGAAUGACAAUUAGUCUUGCAGAAACUUGAUGAAAUGUUCCUUCUUUGGGACCGUGCCCACGAUUGUUUUGUUUAGAAAAAAACUGCGAUGGGAAUUUGAAUGGUAAUUAAUUUUUUUUGAGUAAAUCCCAUUCCUCGAUGUGGGCGCUAAAGAUGAAUAUUUUUCCAAUGGCGCUGGCUUUUUUUU
This is a messenger RNA of Acanthoscelides obtectus, 2556 nucleotides long. The record is from the annotation of a GenBank genome assembly. Lineage: Eukaryota; Metazoa; Arthropoda; Insecta; Coleoptera; Chrysomelidae.